CAAGGAUUCAUAUGUGAAUGACACAGACAGUUUCUUUCGUUGUAUAUCGAUUUUCACAGCAAUUGAUUUGUUUUAUGGAGAAAAUAUAUUCUAAACCGGUGAAGAUUGAAUUGGUGAGACUCAAACGAAAGUAAUAAUCUCAUUAUUUCGGUUUGAAAGUGAAAGAACUGUUAUACAAUCGGCUACAUACGCAGAUUCAAUGUUACACAGUAAAAAUGACAUCAAUUUGUAUGAACUGUGAAAAUGCGUUUAUUAGCAACGGGCCGUAUUUCACCUGUGGAAAGUGUCAUGGACCCUGUGAUACAUUUCGUUAUACCAACUAUGGGGUGGAUGAAUCUUACUACGACGCAACGCAUACUCGACAAAAGGACGACAAUUUUUUCGGCAAUCAAUCGAACAAUGCAGAAGAUCUACCGUUCCGUCGAAGAGUUCCCAAGCCAGAACCAUCAACAUCGAGAUCAUUGAAGAAGUCACAAGCAUCCGAUCAAUUUCGAGUGUUCGGCUAUCGCAUGCUAAAUUUUUGUUCACGGUAUGCCGACCCAUUUACUUGGCUGGAAAUGAUGCGAGACUCGAAAAGCAAAUACGAUGUUAAAAAGAAAGGGAAGAGCCAAAGUGAAGAAAGGGAUGAAAAUCCGCGCGAACAGGACAGUGGGAGUUCGAAUCAGCCUUUGUAACGGAGUUUGGAUAAUGAAAUUGGAAAUUGAGCCAAUGAUUUGUUUUGUAAGAUUAGAAUAUUUUCUUAUAGCAAUUGUUUAUAUAUCUGUUAUUUAACUCUUAGAGUGAACAUCAAACUAAAAUAAUAUUUUUUUUAAUCUAACAGAGACACAAACUAAUUAAAGUGUUAUUUUGCCACAUAUAUUUGUAAUUACCAUGUAUACAUACAGUGUUUUAUUU
Messenger RNA from Bradysia coprophila, 894 nucleotides. RefSeq lists its product as uncharacterized. The record is from RefSeq and is a predicted model, not a curated record. Lineage: Eukaryota; Metazoa; Arthropoda; Insecta; Diptera; Sciaridae.